AUGCGUUUCAAUAUCCUGGUGGGCUUCGGCCUUCUGGCAGCCGAGCCUGCCCUUGCAGUCCCCUGCCCACCGAGAAGCACCACAAGUAUCUUCGUCGCUUCGCUGACUAUUACUGAGACGCUGAAUAUCACAAGUGUCUUCAUCGCCCCGACUACUACCACUGACACUGUCACUGCUGCGGUGACGAACUCUACAACAUUGACGGACACUGUGCUUGAGACCAACAUUGUUAACUUAACGGCCAUGGUAACCUCUACAGAGGUGGAUCUUGUUGUUGUGACCAAUACCGCAACUGUCAACGCCACAGAGACUCAGUUUGCUACUGUCAACUCAAUCGAGGUCCAGACUGUGACCGAUCUGACCACUGCCACCACAACUGCAACUGUCAACUCUACGGAGACAGACGAGGUUACCAGCACUCAGACUGCAACUGCUAACAAUACAGUUCUGUUCACAACCACUCAGGUUGAUGUCCAGAGUAACACCGAGACUGCUACAGUCAACUCUACGGUGUUAUUCACGUCCACAGAGAUUGACUUCACCACAUCAACCGACGCGACUACAGCUACAACUGUCGUCUUCGUCAGAAACUCAACUACCAUCACUCAGACUUCCACUGUCAAUGCGACAGAGACAGCCUUUGAGACUCAGACUGCUUUUACCACUGCUACUGUGAACACUACUGCCACAGCGUUUGCAACGGCAACGGUCAACGCUACAGCCACUACAUUUGAAACCGACACAGCUUUCACUACCGCAACAGUCAAUACUACCGCAACAGUGAAUACCACAGCUACAGCUUUCCAAACUGACACGGCUUUCGUGACCUCGACUGUCAACACUACUGCCACAGUCAACACCACGGCCACAGCUUUGCAGACUGACACCGUCUUCACUACUUCAACUGUCAACGCUACCGACACAAGUACGUCCACAGUGACAACAACACAGACCGUCUUUGUGACAGCUACUGCAUCUCCCACCGAUGUCACAUCCACAGAGACCAGCACUGAGGUUCAGACUGUCGAUGCCACUUCUGUAGUGACAGAUACUGUCGACUCAACUUCUACAGUAGUUGUUACUGCCACUGUAACAUCCACUGUUGCUACUCCGUCUGCAAGCCCUAGCGCUGGUCCUGCGUCUCCUUUCGCCGCUUCACCAGCCUCUAGCUCCUCAGACACAGCCUCUGCUGCUGGAACCGCAGCUACAACAACUACAGUAGUAGCACCUGUGGGCACUACGAGUGCUUCUAGUGCUCCUGUUGCUUCAGACCCUACGUCUUCACCAGCAGUGGCCUCUUCUGAUCCUACUUCUGCUGCCACUGGAGCUGCUACCACUACAACGGCGGUCGAUGGCGCUCCCGUCGAUGACACCCCUACGCCUUCAGCGGCUGGUCCUACGGACACUGGCACUGCUACUGAGGAACCCACUGCCUCAGCCAUUUAG
Molecule: messenger RNA, 1446 nt
Organism: Fusarium redolens
Lineage: Eukaryota; Fungi; Ascomycota; Sordariomycetes; Hypocreales; Nectriaceae
Exons: 2
Coding region: 1-1446 (481 amino acids)
Source: RefSeq, a predicted model, not a curated record